GCAGUUGGCAAACUAUAGAUUCGGCCUAAUCGGAUAAUCAUAUAUCCUCCUGUCUUGGCGUUUCACUUCACUGAUCACUAUGGCAACUGAAAGUGGUGAUAAUAAGCUAAAGCUGUAUUCGUACUGGUGGAGCUCAUGCGCCUUUCGAGUCCGAAUUGCUCUCAACCUGAAAGGGAUUAAAUAUGAGUACAAAGCAGUCAACUUGCUGAAGGGAGAACACUCUCACCCUGAUUUCCUGAAGCUCAAUCCUGUCGGUUUUGUUCCCGUCCUCGUGGAUGGGGACUUUGUAAUUUCUGACUCUUUGGCCAUCAUUAUGUAUCUGGAGGAUGAGUUUACUCAGCGUCCAUUGCUUCCUCCUGAUUUACAGAAAAGAACGAUCAAUUUUCAGAGAGAGAAGAGAGACACAGUGGAACUACCUUCAUCAGAACUUAAACGCAAGGCGUGGCAAAGGACUAGGGGAUGCUGUUCAUCAUCCUCUUCAGUGAGCAAGGAACGACGUCAUCUUCUUGUGGAGCUAGAGGAGCUUGACGAAAUCGGCAUUAACACGGACACUGAAGGAGAUGGUGCCGUCCCCGGCGAAGAAGAUGACGACAGCGUUAAGGUGUUUUGGCUUCUUCUUCUUUUUUUUCCCUCCAUAUAG
Neltuma alba is the source of this 640-nucleotide messenger RNA. Its product is annotated as glutathione S-transferase 2-like. NCBI's taxonomy places the organism in Eukaryota, Viridiplantae, Streptophyta, Magnoliopsida, Fabales, Fabaceae. Gene Ontology annotation, molecular function: glutathione transferase activity; maleylacetoacetate isomerase activity. The transcript has 6 exons. The record is from RefSeq and is a predicted model, not a curated record. The coding region runs from base 80 to 640 and encodes 186 amino acids. Gene Ontology annotation, biological process: glutathione metabolic process; L-phenylalanine catabolic process.